AUGUCCAACUUCAAAUAUUCAUUUUCGAUCAUCACUCACACACACACAAACUAUCACUCACAAAGUGAACAAGCACUAUAUCUUGAAGACUUUGGCAAUAAAAAGGAUGGGCUGCUGUCAACUGUUCUAGUCACCUCCUUCCCUAUCUUCUCAUCGAAAAGGAAGCCCCAAACACCCCAUUUCCAUCAUCCCUGUUUGUUGCUACCAUCUCCGGUCGCAAACAGCUCCGGCGACCCUUUUUACAGAGAAAAAACCUCUGAGAAAAGUCCUCCCUUUGCUCGAUCGUCUCAGCCCUCCAAGCAACCCCUCACCACUACUGCCGGUGAUAGCAGCCAGCUCAUAUUCUCACUACCGCUAUCAUAUUCCAUUAUCUGGAUUUUGGUUCUUGGCUUAUUGAUUCCUAGCGUCCAUCAUAAUUGGUCGUGCAUUUUCCAUCUUAUCAAGUGUUCUUUGUUAGAGAAGGUUAGAAUGGAGAAAUUAGGAGAUAGAAUUGCAGCCUUUCGACGGAUCUGGAACCCAUCACGAUAUCAUGACUGCAAAAUUGCAGCCCCCUGCCAUAAAAGGGAUGACUCGGUUGUUAGUGUUGGUGCUCUUUUACUUGAUGGACUUGGAUAGAUGUGAGUUCGAUAGAUGGGUAAAAUAGUCACACAGGAUGAAGGGUAAAAUGGUUAUCAAAUAAUCAACCCAUUUACUAUUAUAAGUUGUUAUAAUUAGGAUGCCAUGGAGUAGAAUAGUCCUUAUCAUUUCAAGCCACUUACUAUUUCAAUAGCACCUAAAAGAGUAGUUGAUUAAAGAUUAGGAAUGCUAACAAAAAAAAAUUGCCAUCUAAUAACACACCCAUCCCUAAAAGACAUCGGUAAUAAUACAAACUUGUUUUCAUCAGAAUGCUUUCUAAAUAGAAACUUUUAUAGCAACACAUUUUUAAAAAUUGUUUUUUAUGUCUAUUUAGGCAAUCUAUUAUUUUACUUUGAAAAUGUGUAAUCUGGUAUGAGUUUCAUUAAAACAACCAGACUUUUAUUUGUGUUAGUGUUACUUACACUCCAAAAUUAAGAACACCACUAGAUUUAUGAAUUAAUCAGUAAACUCAUGCUUUUUAUUAAAAUCUAAUGUUUGAAACAUUAUCGCAUUAGGUCGCCUGGGGGUGACUUAAAUAGUUAGAUUAGAUAUUGAUUUCGUUCGCCAGUUGUUAAUUUUUCGACUUAUUUUUCGAAUACAACUGGUGCACUUGAUUUUCUUUCUAUAAUCGUGAAAUAGAUAUUGUUAAAUGGUAUUUUACCUUUUAUCCUUGCCGACUUUGUUACAGUUGGAAAAGAAGCACACUAUUGGUUUAGAGAAGAAAUUAGGUGAAUCUCAAGGCUGUAGUGAAGAAAGACGCAAGCAAUUGGGAUAUUCAGAUAAAAAAAAAAUACAACAGUUACACGAUCUGAGCAGUGGCAUAAUUGAGAUGCUUGAAAAAGGGAUGCAUGUGAUCAGAUUUCAUGUCAAUGUUUGUUAAAUUGCUUGAUGAGACCCAUAGUUCCAUAUACAAUGAGUGUGAAUCUAUAAAAAAAAAUUACGUUCUUAUUAUAAAAACAUUAUUCAAAUGUUUAUAGCUAAUAGUUAUACAUAUUUUUAUUUGUAGUUUGAUAAAAUUAUUUCAUAUUUUUGGAAGUUUACUCAUGAAGUCCUAAUAUAAUUGAAA
Molecule: messenger RNA, 1681 nt
Organism: Lactuca saligna
Lineage: Eukaryota; Viridiplantae; Streptophyta; Magnoliopsida; Asterales; Asteraceae
Source: the annotation of a GenBank genome assembly